This is a messenger RNA of Fulvia fulva, 1356 nucleotides long. Its product is annotated as Homocysteine synthase. The coding region runs from base 1 to 1356 and encodes 451 amino acids. Lineage: Eukaryota; Fungi; Ascomycota; Dothideomycetes; Mycosphaerellales; Mycosphaerellaceae. Gene Ontology annotation, biological process: transsulfuration. The transcript is spliced from 2 exons. Gene Ontology annotation, molecular function: transferase activity, transferring alkyl or aryl (other than methyl) groups; pyridoxal phosphate binding. The record is from RefSeq and is a predicted model, not a curated record.
AUGGACACCAGCAAGAAUCACUGCCAGAAGUUCGAGACACUGCAACUUCACGCAGGACGUACACCAGAUCCAGUGACCCGAUCAUGUGCUGUCCCAAUCUACGCCACAGCUUCAUAUGUCUUCAACAGCUCUGCGCAUGGCGCUCGUUUAUUUAGCCUGGAUGAGCCCGGCAACAUCUACUCCAGGAUUCAGAAUCCCACUGUCGACGUAUUUGAGAAGCGGAUGGCUGCACUUGAAGGAGGUAUUGCCGCUGUUGCAUCCGCUUCGGGACAAUCCGCACAAUUUAUGGCAUUGGCAGCCCUUUGUAAGGCCGGUGACAACAUUGUCUCAUCUUCCUGCUUGUACGGUGGAACCUACAACCAAUUCAAGGUCUUUCUACCUAGACUCGGGAUCACAACCAGAUGGGUGGAUGGCGAAGAAGACCCCGAAGCUUAUCGUCGGCAUGUCGACCAUCGAACCAAAGCUAUCUACGUCGAAGCAAUUGGCAAUCCCAGUUACGGCGUUGCUGACUUUCGCGCCAUUGCCGAUAUAGCACACGAAGCGGGCGUGCCUCUAAUAGUCGACAACACCUUUGGAGCUGGAGGGUACUUCUGCAGACCUAUCGAGCACGGGGCAGAUAUUGUCAUCCACAGUGCAACGAAGUGGAUCGGAGGACAUGGAACUACUAUAGGUGGCAUUGUCAUCGAUAGCGGCAACUUCGACUGGUCGACGAAUGAUGCAAGGCGUCGCUUCCCCGAGAUGACGGAGCCAUCCGAAGGCUACAACGGACUUCGAUUUUAUGAUCACUGUGGGCAGUUCUGCUUUACUGAGAGACUUCGGGUCGAGAUCUUGCGAGACUUCGGACCUUGCUUGAGUCCUUGGGCUGCGCAGCAACUUCUGCUGGGGAUCGAGACUUUGAGCCUUAGAUGCGAGAGGCACGCGGAGAACGCCAUGGCCGUCGCAAAAUGGUUGGAAACCCACGAGCAAGUGGCUUGGGUAAGCUAUCCUGGUCUGCGCAGCCACAGGACACACGCUCUUGCACUCAAGUACAUGCCGAGGGGCUUCGGCGGUAUGCUCUGCUUCGGCCUGAAGCCGACAACAAAACCUGCCAGUGAGCUGGGAAGCGAAGUUGUGGAUGGCUUCCGGCUCAUCUCGAACCUCGCCAAUGUAGGCGAUGCGAAGACGCUGGCAAUACAUCCUUGGACGACAACGCAUGAGCAGCUCACACAUGAAGAACGAAUCAAGGCUGGAGUGACUGAGGAUCUGAUACGCAUCUCUGUCGGAAUCGAGCAUAUUGACGACAUUAUCAAUGACUUCGAGCAAUCCUUCAACCACGUCAGAAGGGCCAGCCGGGAAUCUCCCAGGGCCAGACUGUAG